AGUAUCACCUUUUUCUUUAUUUUACGCAUGUACAUGCUGUUUCUUGCUUUGUUUUUAUUUAUUUUUUUAAAUUUCAUUCAUGAAUUCAUCUACGACUUGAGAGCCAAUGCCUCACCAAGCAACCGAGUUGACCCUGACUUUGUCAGUGCGUCUAUACACCACCUAUUACGGCUGUAAGCUGCAGACAGCAUGGCAGCCUCCACAAAGAGCGUUUGUGUUAUAUAGCAGCAUCUCUGUGUUUUCUCAAGGAUUUUUAGCUCUUUCCGUAAAUCUCACUCACUUCUCUGGCAGCAGCGUUGAAAUUGAGCACAACACCUCGUUCGUCAGCUGGCGAAAUUGUGUGCAUCUCACAUGUUGACAAAGAAGCUCCCCCCUCUGCAGAGUUUCUUAGUGCAGGUUUCCAGAAGAGCCAGUCAUGUUGCCCGACAGCAGUAUGACGUUAUUGUUGUCGGUGGCGGACACGCGGGCACCGAGGCGGCGGCAGCAGCAGCCAGAGUGGGAGCUCAGACACUCCUGGUGUCACAGAAAAUACACACCAUUGGUGCCCUAUCCUGUAACCCAUCUCUGGGAGGAGUAGGGAAGGGCCAGCUUGUGAAGGAGAUAGAUGCCCUGGAUGGGGUGUGUGGUCGAGCAGGAGACUGGGCUGGGAUCCAUUUCUCCAUCCUGAAUCGUAGCAAAGGACCUGCUGUGUGGGGCCCAAGGGCCCAGCUGGACCGCCAGCGCUACCGUGAAUUUAUUCAGUCCGAGCUGCUGUCCACUCCCAGGCUGACAGUGUUAGAGGGUUCAGUGGAGGAGCUGCUGGUAACAGAACCAAACCCAGAGGAGCCUGGACAACACAGAGUCACUGGGAUACGUUUAGCAAAUGAAAGCCACCCCAUCUCAGCCAGCUCCGUCAUUCUUACUACUGGUACUUUCCUCUCUGGCUCCCUCUUCAUGGGCCAAACCACAUCUCCCGGGGGGCGGAUUGGAGAUGCCCCGUCGAGUGCUGGACUGUCCCACACACUGAGGGAGAGGCUGGGACUGAGGACAGGCAGGCUGAGGACUGGUACCCCUCCCAGGAUUGUGAAGGAUUCUGUAGACCUUUCCCUGGCUCAGCUUCACCCCCCUGACAGCCAUUCAACUCCGUUCAGCUUCCUUAACACACACACACGCUGCAAGCCGGAGGAGCAGCUGCCUUGCUACCUGACCUAUACUACUCCUGGUGUAGAGAGAGUGGUGAAGGAGAGUCUUCAUCUCAACUGUCACAUACAGCAAGACACCAAGGGUCCCAGGUACUGCCCCUCCAUUGAGUCGCGAGUGCUUCGCUUUCCGGGUCGCAGUCACCGGGUGUGGCUGGAGCCUGAAGGCAUGACCUCUGACCUUUUGUACCCUCAGGGUCUGUCCAUGACCAUGCCCCCUGACGUGCAGCUCCGCCUCAUUAGAGAAAUCCCCGCCAUGCACAGAGCUGAGAUCCACACACCUGGUUAUGGCGUGCAGUAUGACUUUGUGUGUCCCACUCAGCUGAGCCCUGCCCUGCAGGUGAAGAGCACCCAGGGUCUUUUUCUGGCUGGUCAGAUCAACGGAACAACGGGGUACGAGGAGGCUGCUGCACAGGGCCUGUGGGCGGGGGUGAACGCUGCACGCUGGGCGCUCUCCAUGCCUGCAGUGGCGUUGUCUCGGACGGAGAGCUACAUCGGUGUUCUCAUCGACGAUCUGGUGAGUCGGGGCGUCACGGAGCCUUACCGCAUGUUCACCAGCCGGGCAGAGUUUCGAACAACUCUAAGGCCAGACAAUGCUGACCUUCGCCUCACUCUGAAAGGGUUUGAGGAGGUGGGAUGUGUCUCCUCCUUUCGCUAUCAGAAGGCCGUGAGAGUGAGGGACAGUCUGCAGGAUGCACUGGCAGCCCUUCAGUCUCUCGCUCUGUCCCCCUCCAUCUGGAGGAAAAAGAUGCCCGAUAUCCCGAUGAGCGAGACCAAGAACAACGUACCAACUGGUAUGGAUAUCCUGCAGUACAAUGAUGUGUCCUUUGAAACAAUGGCAUCUGCCUUCCCAGAGUGCCUUUCACCUUACAUGGAGUUCUCACAAAGACUCAAAAUAGAGGCUGUGUACAGGCCUCACUCUGAGCAACAGAGGAAAGAGAUUGAGAGAAUUCAAAGGGAGGAGAACAUGUCUCUCCCUCAAGACAUAGACUAUCUCUCUCUGCCGGUGUCUCUGUCUCAAGAAGUCAGAGAGAUUUUGGACAGAGUUCGACCCAGCACUCUCGGAGCUGCUACACGUUUGCAAGGUAUCACUCCAGCUGCAGUCGUCCAUCUUCUCAACUAUGUGCGCCACACGGGACAAAAGGAGAGACGACCGCACAGAUAUCGAACAGACCAAAGGGAGGACGAGGAGCCGCGUGCAAGAAACACAUCUUUACCUCGGUGAAAUGAUGACUCGUAAAAUGUCUUGUAAAAAUGUAAAAGUUUAUUCCUGGAAAUGUACAAAAGAAUAAAUUAAAGCGUUUUACCAUUCUGA
Larimichthys crocea (large yellow croaker) is the source of this 2493-nucleotide messenger RNA. RefSeq names its product mitochondrial tRNA translation optimization 1 (gene mto1). Gene Ontology annotation, cellular component: cytosol. The record is from RefSeq and is a predicted model, not a curated record. The coding region runs from base 352 to 2403 and encodes 683 amino acids. NCBI's taxonomy places the organism in Eukaryota, Metazoa, Chordata, Actinopteri, Sciaenidae. Gene Ontology annotation, biological process: tRNA methylation; tRNA wobble uridine modification. The transcript has 13 exons. Gene Ontology annotation, molecular function: flavin adenine dinucleotide binding.